CACACACCCGCCAUUUAACUACAGAGCGAGUUAAAAGAGAAGGCGAUGUGAAGACCCAGGUGGCAAAUCAUGGUGGUUGUAUCCAGCAGGUUACUAGUCUGGAGGUUACCUUGAGGUGUAAUGAAUGAAGUUACUAACUUUGCUCUUGCCAGCGUGUUGGGGCCUCGGCUGCGGGCUGGAGGCGAUGGGUGUUUGCUGCAGGGAGCGUCUGCGCGGGAAUGACAAGAGCAUGAAGCCCCAGGACGGGGGGCUGCCAUGCUGUAACACGAAGUGCAACAUCCCAUGGGCAUGCAGGGGCUAGUGGGAAAAACCUGUGCCGUGAUCUGCUGCAGCCUUGGCUGGGAAUAACUGGAGAAGCAGUGGGAUGUUACGGUCGGGUCAUGCGUGAGAGCUCGUUGUGGUGGAUUUGUGAAGAGGCCAGUAAAGACGCGCACCAUUUUAAGUAGGCACCUCCCACUGAGGCGAGGUUCUACCGCAGGGAGCCAGGGCAAGGCCUGGGAGGCACCUGGGAGGGCUGGUCACUUGUGCUGGUGCAGAGGUAAAUCAGGUGUGGCAGAGGUAGGGGGAGAGCUGCCAAGGUGACCAGGAGGGCAGUGAGGGCGUUUGGCCACCUGGAAGCCGGAAUGGGGUUUGUAACCUGUGAGGUGCUGGAAGAGCCUUCAAAGUGGGAGCGCUGAGGAAAGGCACAAGGUCAGGGCAGAGCCGUGGUUUGUAGUUGAUGAAAGGAUUUUUCUGACGUGGUCACCCAGCGCUGUGGGGUUUCUUUGGAAUGCUGCGUUUGGCCAGCACGGUGUGCCGUGUGUGUAGCUGGGCUUGGCACAGCAGCUGUCCCUUUAUCAGAGACAAACCCAGGCCCUGCAAGGGUCCCCUUUGGUGGGAUUUAGGUCUGCGUCUUUAGGAAAACAGUACAAUUGUGUAGAAAGUGACAGACAACCCAAGUAUUUCAUGAAAGGGGGGGAAAAUGUUAAGAGGGAAUACUCCAGGGUAGACCUUUCGGAGGUGCAGGGCUGUGACUUAGCAGUUCCCCAGUUACUUAGGUGAUACUGGCUUGCGUGGAAGGUGUGGCUGAGUCUGUUUGUCUGCAAUAAGCUGGAAGCUUUCUGCCUCAGCACAGAAACAACCUUUCCUAUUUUCACCAACGGAAAGAACAGUAAAUGAAAAUAAAGGGUGUUAAUGGAUAACUCCUCUCGUAACAGAUUAUCAUGAAACUCAUUCUUAAAUAAAUGUUUUGAUCAAAAAGAAAGUUAGAAACUCCACCUGGCAUUCACUGUGAUCAAGUACAGGGACCAAGAUGUCGUUCAGUCAAAUGAGACCUCGAACAUCACAGUUGGUGGAGCUCCAUGUUUUUUAUGUCCCAGAAGAAGUGUGGAACUUCAAGCUGAAUACAGUUCCUGUAGCUCUUACUAGCAAAUUCAUCUCAGCUGGGUUUAUAAGGGUGUCUCCUCACAUCACAUUAAGAGUGCUGCGGGAGAGGCUGGGAGAGUACCUGGGUGGAGUUGCAGUUGCAGAUAAAUUCAAAUUUCUAAAAUGCAUUGGGAAAAGACUAGCAGUGGUGAAAGCAAAGCAAGAAACAGAACUGGAACUGAAGUCAUUUGUUCCUCCUUACGCACUUUAUCCUGAAUUAUAUUUAUUACCUGGAGUGGAAUACUUUGAAGAUGUUUAUCCGUUAUCAGCAUCAACUCAACAAAGACAUCACUUUAAUGCAGAAGCUAAUAGUUUUAGUUCUGGAUCAAGAUUAUCCAGUCUUCCUCAACCAAAACCUGAAAAAAGCAAACAAUUUUUAGAAAGUAUGCAGAACAGUUACCAGCUAGAAAAUCAGGAAGUGCACAGAUCUGUGGAACGGGGGGAGAAAAAACCUGUUCCAGUUUUGCACACAAAACACAAGCAAGACCAUAACAACAGGAUUCAAGAAAAACUAAUACAGUUUAGAGAAAAAGAUCAAAAUGGAUCCAAUGGAUCUCUCUUCACACCAAGUCAUUCAAAUCCUGCAGACCGGGAGUCUGGAAAGAGUGAUAUGGUAUUACAGACCGCUCAGCAAAAUCAUCUCAGCCAAGAUCAAGGAGAGCGUAACACUCCUGAGUGGAAUGAGAAAGCCAAACGAACCACUUCCACUCUUCAUGUAAACCUCAAUGAUGAACAAGGCCAGAAUAACCAAACACCCCCAAAUCACGUUAAAUAUCAAAAGGAACUAACAAACAUGGAAAAUAAUGACCACCAGAAAGAUACUGAACUAAGAAGAGACAGAAUACAGGGUUCUGGAAUUAUUAAAAUAAUGGAAGACCAAACCACAGAAUAUGCACACAAAAAACAAAGUUUCCAGCAAUACAGAACUAACAAGUCUAUAGAUGAUCCUGAUGAGGCAGAUGAAAACAAGAAAAAUCAUCUUACUUGUCCAAAAGAAUAUAUUUCACCUCCUAGUCCACCUUUUUUGGCACUUCCUAUGAUUCCAGCUCAGGUUCCUGCAACAAAAAACGGGAUGGUAGAACAAUUGCAACAAAUGAAGAAAGACAGAAGGCACAUGGAAAAAACUAGAGAAGAACUGAUGAAAAAAGCUAAAAGGUUACUGGAACAAAAUAAGCUGAGGAGAUACCACGUUCGUGAGGAAUGGAAAAAGAAGUACUUUGAAACUAAGAAAGCUACGGUUUCACUGGAAGAUGCUUUAAACAAACUGCGACAAGAUGUAGAGCUUUAUCACCAGAAAUUACUCUUGCAAUUGAGAGCCAGAGAUAGCCGGAAACAACCAAGCAACGUGACAAACUCCAAGAAUUACACAAUCAUACGGAUUACUACAGUGCAGCAUGAACUCGAUCAACUGAGAAAGAAGGUGGAUGAUACAAAAAUGAAACUCAUAACAGAAAUUAAGAUGAGAAAGCAGGCAGCAGCUGAUUUACAAGCACUGAGGGCGGAACUGACACAGAAGAAGAUUCAUUCAGCUUUAGUUCUCCAGUCCAGAAAAUCAAGAAUUUAACAGGAUGGUGUGACUUCAAUAUCUGUAAAGUCUACAGGAGCUCUUUAAUGUAUAUAGAAGAUCAGAAUUUCAUAGCAUUUGUUUGAGUGCCCUUGAAGUUACCUUGUAAAAAGACAUCAACUAUAUAAAUGUUGUGGAAUUUGUAUACUAGGCUACUGAGGUACUGCAGCUCACUUCUUUUUAAAUCUCACUAUGAGAUUAGUCAGCUACUUAAACAUAGUUUAACCUAGUAAUGUGCCUGAAACAAAGGUAAGUUAUUUUAAAAGUGCAAAUUAGUGAAUUGUGUAAUAUCAGAUUGGUGUGCUGAUGUCCUUUCAUCAACAAAAUACCUGCUAAGCAAAUAAACCUAUUAAUCUGUAAUCCCCUGUUCUUAUUUUCAGGCACACACACUAAAUUUUUUGGAAAGU
This is a messenger RNA of Falco peregrinus (peregrine falcon), 3375 nucleotides long. RefSeq names its product spermatogenesis associated 1 (gene SPATA1). Bases 1292 to 2968 code for a protein of 558 amino acids. The transcript has 13 exons. NCBI's taxonomy places the organism in Eukaryota, Metazoa, Chordata, Aves, Falconiformes, Falconidae. The record is from RefSeq and is a predicted model, not a curated record.